UUCUUCUUCACUCAUACUGUCCGAAGCUGUGCGGUUUGUGGUGGCGGCGCUGCUUAUCUUCAACGGCAAAAAGAUGGAAAUCAAGGCAGAUGGAAGUGAUGGAUCGUUGGUUUUAAUCAAGCAAGGAGCUGAGGCUAGGGUAUUUGAGUCAACAUUUGUGGGUAGUAGAAGGUGUAUUAUCAAGGAACGGUUUUCAAAGAAAUACAGGCAUCCAACUUUGGAUUCAAAGCUCACUCUUAAACGGUUGAAUGCGGAGGCAAGGUGCAUGACAAAAGCUAGACGGCUUGGUGUUGUUACUCCAGUGUUGUAUGCUGUUGACACUGUUAUGCAUACUCUCACCUUCGAAUAUGUUGAAGGUCCUUCUGUGAAAGAUAUAUUGCUUGGCUUUGGACUAGUUGGAGUUGACGAAGAACAGAUGGCUGAUAUUACAGCACAGAUUGGUAAUGCUAUUGGAAAACUUCACGAUGGUGGCCUAGUCCAUGGCGAUUUGACAACAUCAAACAUGUUACUGAGGAGUUCUGCCAAUCAGCUGGUGCUGAUUGACUUUGGUCUAAGCUUUACUUCAACUCUUCCAGAAGAUAAAGCAGUUGAUUUAUAUGUACUAGAACGUGCUUUACUCUCUAUGCACUCUUCUUGUGGAAAUGUGAUGGACCGGAUACUUGCUGCAUAUAGGAAGUCCUCAAAGCAGUGGUCAUCAACCUUGAACAAGCUAGCCGAAGUGAGGCAAAGAGGAAGAAAGCGCACAAUGGUUGGUUGAGCUUCUCCAGUUCUGCACUCUACGUUGAGGUUGGACUUGUCUCUAUGCUUUCAACUGCAU
Solanum verrucosum is the source of this 817-nucleotide messenger RNA. RefSeq lists its product as uncharacterized. Gene Ontology annotation, molecular function: ATP binding; protein serine/threonine kinase activity. The record is from RefSeq and is a predicted model, not a curated record. Lineage: Eukaryota; Viridiplantae; Streptophyta; Magnoliopsida; Solanales; Solanaceae. Gene Ontology annotation, biological process: protein phosphorylation. Bases 74 to 757 code for a protein of 227 amino acids. The transcript has 7 exons. Gene Ontology annotation, cellular component: nucleus; cytosol; EKC/KEOPS complex.